UUGUUCACGAGGAAAAUAAAAAGAAAAGGCUAUCCGUAUUCCUGUCAUACACGCGACAAAUUCUUAUCUUAGCUAUGAAUAAUAUAUAAACCGUCAAUGAUGUAAUUACGAGGAAUCGUACCAUAUUUAAAACAUUGUGUAAAUCGCAACAUGAUUAAAGUAAAAGAUCUCAGAAGAAAGGUGAAUUUGUAAUUGAAACUUGUCAGUGCUGAUUGGUACUCGUGUUAUUGGAUAUAUCUCAGUUAAAGCUUAGCGUGGGGUUUGAGCGCAGGAGAGGGAAUUAAAACAUCAAUUGUGAGCAACUUUAAGGAAGCAACAACUGUGUAAAGAUCUUGGGAAAAAUACCAAAGUUCCUCAGAGAAAUGUGUAUUCAAAUCCGCCAAUAGACGAUUCAUAAUUGGUGGUUAGUGAUAUUUUUUGGGCCUAGUAUUUUGCCUAUCAUCGAACUCCUACAAGUUUUUUCUUCUUCAAAACGUCUCAAGCGGAUGGGUGACAUAUUUGACAAUGUCACCAUGGACACAAGACCAGGCCCCUCUUUGGAAUACACAGUGGUAGCCGUGGGUCUACCUCUGGUCAUCUUCAUCAUCGGACUGGCCGGUAAUGUUUUGGUCAUCACUGUGAUCGUGAGGAGACGGAGCCUUCAGACACCCACUAACUGCUACCUCCUGAGUCUGUGUGUUGCCGACUGUAUACUCCUGCUCUCCUCCAAUCUCCCAACCAUUCCUGAGCCCCUCCUCCCGGCGGAGGAUUGGCCAUAUGGAUCGUUCAUGUGCACGUUGUUAGUUUUUCUUGGCUAUUUGGGGGCAAAUGUUUCAUCACUCUCCAUCGGUGCCUUUACAGUGGAAAGAUAUAUAGGGAUAUGCCAUUCUUUGAAAGCGCAAACUAUCUGCACGGUCAGCCGAGCCAGGAGGAUAUUGUUCGUGUUAUGGACGGUGGCCGUGUUGUAUUGUUCCCCGUGGCUUGCGCUGGCCAAAGUGGUCCCCAGCUAUAGGAAUGGCACCGUGGUACAUAGUUGUACUUAUACCUUAAAAAGGCGGUACUACGGGAUAUACUACGCGUUUGACUUUGUUAUGUUUUACGUUGUUCCAUUAGUCCUCUCCUCGGUGCUUUACGUCUUAAUGAUCAGAUUGCUGUUGAAGGACAUAGCUCCAAGGUCAACGGAACACCGAUGUCUGCAAGGCAGGUCAUCCAGAAGCCGAGGGGUGGCGGCCAGGAUGCAGGUUGUGCGCAUGCUGAUCGUGAUAGUGGUGCUGUUCGGAACCCUCUGGCUCCCUUACCGCAUUGUCGUUGUCUAUAAUUCCUUCCAAGAUAACCUCCUCCAGUUCAAAGAUUCCUGGUUCUGGCUUUUCUGCAGAACAAUGGUCUUCAUCAACAGUGCCAUUAACCCUAUCGUCUACAACAUGUUAUCCGUCAAAUUUCGCCGAGCAUUCCGGGACAUAGUUUGUAAAGCAGAGAAACUUGCAAAACGUGAAGCGUCCACGUCUUUGGAUGUCAAAUCAAGGUACAUAGAUAUUAAGCAGUUGUUUGGGUCCGGUGAUUUAGACAGGUCUGAGAGAGACAUGGGUUUUUUGGGUUCGAUGAUUUAGACAGGUCUGUGAUAGAGAGAGAUCGAGCUUUUGGGUCCGGUGAUUCAGACAGGUAUGAGGUAGAAAGAGAUCGGGUGUUUGGGUCCGAUGAUUUAGACAGGUCUGUGAUAGAGAGAGAUCGAGCUUUUGGGUCCGGUGAUUUAGACAGGUAUGGGAUAGAGAGAGAACGGGUAUUUGGGUCCGAUGAUUUAGAGAGGUAUUGGGAUAGAGGGAGAUUGGGUGUUUUGGGUCUGAUGAUUUAGAGAGGUCUGAGAGAGAGAGAGAGAGAGAGAGAGAGAGAGAGAGAGAGAGAGAGAGAGAGAGAGAGAGAGAGAGAGCUUUUGGGUCCGAUGAUUUAGACAGGUCUGGUAUAGAGAGAGAACGGGUGUUUGUGUCUGAUGAUUUAGACAGGUAUCGGGAUAGAGAGAGAACGGGUGUUUGGGUCCGAUGAUUUAGAGAGGUAUCGGGAUAGAGGGAGAUCGGGUGUUUUGGGUCUGAUGAUUUAGACAGGUCUGGGAUAGAGAGAGAUCGAGCUUUUGGGUCCGAUGAUUUAGACAGGUAUGGGAUAGAGAAAGAGAUUGGGUGUUUUGGAUCCGAUGAUUUAGACAUGUUCCCAGUCCCGAUUUUACGUUAACUCGUCUUGGGAGAAGCUAUGUCACAAUAGGGGACCAAUUAAGAGAAAAGCGUUGUGAUUUAAACCCGGGAUAGGGAACAUAUUGAAAAUGGAUUAAAAGCAAGUAAGUGUUGAUUUCCUUGUGACAGUUGUGUGCAUUACUGUUAAAUGUUUAAAAACAACUUGUCUACUGCGUAAAUCCAAGCACAUCUGAGUUGAAAGGUCGGUCGAUGCAUAAACCGUCACCGACUCCGGCAUUUACACGUUUUCCAGAAUCAAACAUGAAUGCUUGCGAAGAGAAGUCGAUGAAGGUUGUGCCUCUCGACUUCUCUCAAAAGAAUAUGUGAUCUAGAAGGGGAAUACGGGGACUGCAACCCCCCCCCCCUCCUCUUGGUUGAAGCUUUUAAACAAAAAUAGUCAAUGCUGAUCAAUAUAUAGAGCUCACGGCGGGUUAGACCGGGCGACAGGGAAUGCUUUCUCCUCCUAGGCACCUGAUCCAACCUCUGGUGUGUCCAGGAGUCCGUGUUUGCCCUACUCUCUAUUUUGUAUUGCUUAUAGGAGUUAUCUUCACCUUUCAUAUGUUACACGGACCUCUCGGUUGAUACACGGAUCAUUACGGAGGAUUUUCUUCCGGGACAAUCGGGGGUGGGGUGGAAUUAACAUGUUUAACAAAUUAAACAUGUUUAAUUUUUCCCCGGGAUUGGAUUGAACAAGUCGAAUGGCCCCGGACGAAGCCGGAUGCAUAAACGGUUCGGACACAGGGAUAACAGAUUGUCAUGGACUGAUGAUACAGGGUCUCGUCUGUGAAUGUGUGAAAAGGGCUUUAAUUUAUGGGCAGCUAGUUCUCAAGACAUUUUAAAGUUUUUUUCCGUAGAAAUAACAUCACUGUUUUGUAGGACAUCGAGUUACUACUAUAUUAUUAUCUUGUGAUGAAAUCAGCUCUAAUUUUAGACAAAACAGUUGUCAUAUUAUUUUAGCCCAGUAACCCCCCCCCCUCCGGCUCCCACAAUUAUACCCCAUAAUAAAGCGCAAAUACUUGUUACUUUUCUGUAUAAAAGUAUGAAGGGAGAUGUGAUAUAGCCAAUGCAUCCUAGAUAAUGUUACAUAAUCACGUAACUAAACACAAAGGGACAUAACUCUAAAACUAAAUCUUGACUAGAACUAAAAAACAAAAAGAAGAGAAAAUUGUAGACAAUUUCUUUACAGAAAUAAAAUAGUAAGUUUACAUCAUCAUUAUUACAAGUGCCAGUGGAAAAAAAAUGGGUAAAUAUAAAA
Ostrea edulis (European flat oyster) is the source of this 3453-nucleotide messenger RNA. Its product is annotated as thyrotropin-releasing hormone receptor-like. Gene Ontology annotation, molecular function: thyrotropin-releasing hormone receptor activity. The record is from RefSeq and is a predicted model, not a curated record. Gene Ontology annotation, biological process: G protein-coupled receptor signaling pathway. Gene Ontology annotation, cellular component: membrane. The transcript has 3 exons. The coding region runs from base 486 to 1586 and encodes 366 amino acids. NCBI's taxonomy places the organism in Eukaryota, Metazoa, Mollusca, Bivalvia, Ostreida, Ostreidae.